GCCGAGGCAGGCGGUGCCGAGCAGCCCCACAGGCACCGGGACGGAGACAGCGAGGAGCCGAACAGGAUGGAGCCCACUUGGGAGCUGGCAGAUGACCCCAGGUUCUCCCGCCCUUUGGUGGAGAUGCUGAUCAGGAACUUCAGCGUGCCGGCCGCCUGCUUCUCCCUGCCGCCCACCUCCCAGCAUCUGCUGCACCAGCUGGACAUGGCCCAACUCAUCAUCCUGGGCCUCUGCACCUUCAUGACGUUGCUGUCGGUUGUGAUCUAUGUGGAAGAGGUUUCGUACCUCUUCCGCAAGAUCCGCUGCCCUAUCAAGAUGAAGACCCUCUGCUGGAGCAGCUCAGCCCCUACGGUUGUGUCAGUGAUCAGCUGCUUUGGACUGUGGUUCCCGCGCUCCAUGAUGGUGGUGGAGAUGGCAACCACGGCGUACUUUGCUGUCUGCUUCUACCUGCUGAUGAUGGUCAUGGUGGAGGGCUUUGGGGGGAAGGAAGCACUGCUCAGCACCCUGAAGGAUGUGCCCAUGGUGGUCAGCACUGGGCCCUGCUGCUGCUGCUGUCCCUGCCUGCCCAAAAUCACCAUGAGCAGGAAAAAGCUUAAAUUGAUGAUCCUGGGGACUUUCCAGUACGCUUUCUUCAAGGCAGUCGCUGUCUUCCUGGGGCUGGUCCUGGCCACCGAUGGGAAUUACAACCCUGCUGACAUUUCAGAGCAGAGCGUGGCCCUCUGGAUCAACACCUUGAUUGGUGCCUCCGCCCUCUUUGGGCUGUGGGGCCUGGGCAUCCUCUUCCGGCAGGCCCGGCUGCACCUGGCUGAGCAGAACAUGCAGGCCAAGUUCACCUGUUUCCAGAUCCUGCUCCUCCUGACGGCGCUCCAGCCUGCCAUCUUCAGCAUCCUGGCCAACAACGGCAGCAUUGCCUGCUCGCCGCCCUUCUCCUCCAAGGCCAGGUCCCAGCAGAUGAACGUGCAGCUGCUGAUCCCGCAGACCUUCAUCCUGGCGGUGCUGACACGGAUGUACUACCGCAAGCAGGACGACAAACCGGGCUACCAGCCUGUCAGCUUCGCACCCACAGGCGCCGACACCAAGGCGUGAGCAGGAGGGACAAACUGGGGUGCCAAGGGCAGAGUGGGGUGAGGGGUUGGUCUACCCUGCACAACCUUCUCCUCCUCCACUGGCCAUGGGGAGCCGCUGGCAGCAGCAGAGGCAGGAGGGGAAAGAGCAUCUUGGGACAGAAUGAAAGGUCUGAAACCUAAAAGCCAUAAGCCAAGGGGGUCCAUGGAGCCACCUCCAGCCCAGGGGCUCUUGUCUAGCACUGAGUAAAGAAAUAUUUACAAGAGUCUCGC
This is a messenger RNA of Zonotrichia leucophrys gambelii, 1337 nucleotides long. It is a transcript of the gene SLC51A, whose product is annotated as solute carrier family 51 member A. Bases 67 to 1086 code for a protein of 339 amino acids. The transcript is spliced from 9 exons. Gene Ontology annotation, cellular component: plasma membrane; endoplasmic reticulum membrane. The record is from RefSeq and is a predicted model, not a curated record. NCBI's taxonomy places the organism in Eukaryota, Metazoa, Chordata, Aves, Passeriformes, Passerellidae. Gene Ontology annotation, biological process: bile acid and bile salt transport. Gene Ontology annotation, molecular function: transporter activity.